UAUUUUGAGAUCAUUAUUGCCAAAGUACUUGAAGACUAUCAGCCCAAGGGACCAUUAUGAAGGACUGUUUAAGGAAAACUGGCUUGCAUUUACGCUACACCCAAGCAGACAGCCAGUUCGCCAGGGUUCGAACGCAGGUCAAACUAGAGUUUCCUCUAGUUACAGUCGAUGGAAAUCUGACUGAAGAUGCUACAGAAGGCAUUCGAAAUCCACAGUCAUCAGAUUUGGACUCUGAAUAUACUAAGAAUGGCAGCCUUACAAAGAUAUCAGAAUCUUCUAACAGUUCAAUAUGGGAAUCUGAUAGUAAUCCCAUAUUUAAAGCGAUAAGAGAUUUCUGGCUCCAAGUUAAGCCUUUGGGACCUGAAACUGGAAAGUUGUUAGAUGAAAAUACUGAGAAUGCCAUGAAAAUGAUAGAACAGAGUUUAAUAGAGGCUACAACUAUGUUUUUAAAAACGACAGAGGAUUCCGAUUUCGCAACUUUAACAACAGAUUUUGACAGUCCUACAGUUCUAAAAGUCGAAAGCAAUACGCCAACUCAGCCCAUUCAAGAAAGAGUUGGUUUCAACAUUUUAAGCUCGCAGAACAAGCAUCAGCCUGUACUGAUGGUAGCUAACUCCACUAGUGCAUGCAGCAGCUGUUACGAAAGCCUACACUCAUGUGUCCAAAAGUGCUUCACCGAAAAUAAUUGCAAUGAUAUUCAACGCAAUGGCUCAGCUGAACACGUCGAUGUUUUUUUCUGGCCGUACGUUGGAGCACUAUUCCUAUCAAUACCAUUGAUUUCCUUGGCACUAAUCUACUUGAAAUCGAGGAUAUUUUAAAAAUUUACUGUAAAGCAAAAAAAUGUCCUUCUCCAGCAACCAGGUUAUGUAAUCCUUUUACACAGUGGAGUCCGGUUGAUGAAUGUAAAGAUCACGAAGACUGCAGAAGUCCUCUCCUUUGUUGCAGUGAUGGAUGUAUAAACAAAUGUGUACCUGGUGUCUGGCGCUCCUAAGCUCAUUUCUUCAUUGUUAUGAAGUUCUUGUUUUUACUUUGUAUUUUAAAUUUUUAGCCUUUAUUUGUUUGACUUGAAAUUUUGAAGCAAUAUAUGCCUUAAACGUCA
Messenger RNA from Stegodyphus dumicola, 1099 nucleotides. RefSeq lists its product as uncharacterized. Lineage: Eukaryota; Metazoa; Arthropoda; Arachnida; Araneae; Eresidae. The record is from RefSeq and is a predicted model, not a curated record.